AUGAGAUUAAUUAACACGUCUGCUGUAUGCUAUGAAAACGUCACCGAUGAACAAAAAGCUUGUCUGUUCCAGAAGAAAAAGGAAGUACAAGAAAUGAUUUCUCAAAAAAUGAAAGUAUUAAAUACAGUUAUGGACAAAAUGUUAGCUGUGUGUAAUGUCAGUGAGAGCCAGACCCAAGAAAUUUUCAAAUGCAUUUCACCAAAACGCGCUGAACUCGAGAAGAUGAUGCCACAACUACUCAACAACAUGGACAUUGCGGAGCCUGUAUGGAACUUAAUGGAAGACAUGAAACGCUGUUUUGAUAGUAAACCAGAGAUUGUAAAAUGCAUUGAAGGAAAGAGUAAAUAUUUCAUGUCAAAAUUUGGAGAAAAUAAAAAGGAAGUUUCAAAGAGCGAAGUUGUUCAAAGACUAAAAAUGAUGCUACCGAAUUGCAAUAUCAGCAUUACCACAAACAAAGAUCUCUAUGAAUGUCUGAAACCAUUAGAGCAAGAACUUAUAGCUGUUAUUUACAGAACAGAUAUGAAUAUGAUGACGAAAUUAGAAGAAUUAGAGAUGAUGCAUAUUUCUGGCGCACUGUGUAUGUUGCAUAGCGAUGAAGAAACAAUGACGUGCUUAGCGAAACAAGGUACACCUUUGAAAGAUGCAAUGAUUCAGGUGUUUCAGAAAAAAACAUCUAAGUUCGACCCGAAUAGCGCCAUGGCGAAUAUGGAUGCUAUGUUGGGCGGAUGUAACAUAACAAGAGAAAAAACACCCAAUCUCAUGAGUUGCCUGGACAAAAUAACAAAAGUUGUCAUGGAAAUUAAACCGUGGCUUCCUAUGAACAAUGAAGUGUAA
This is a messenger RNA of Acanthosepion pharaonis, 834 nucleotides long. The record is from the annotation of a GenBank genome assembly. NCBI's taxonomy places the organism in Eukaryota, Metazoa, Mollusca, Cephalopoda, Sepiida, Sepiidae.